CACGUGGUGCGUUGCGUUGCUGGUCGUUUGAAGUUUUGCGGAAACAUGGCGGGCCUGGAGCUGCUGUCCGACCAGGGAUACCGUUUGGAUGGAAGAAAGGCACCCGAGCUGCGGAAGGUUCAAGCCCGCAUGGGUGUGUUCGCUCAGGCGGACGGCUCCGCUUACCUGGAGCAGGGAAACACCAAAGCCCUGGCUGUGGUGUACGGUCCGCAUGAAAUGCGAGGUUCGCGGAGUCGGACUCUUCACGACCGCGCCGUUAUCAACUGCCAGUACAGCAUGGCCACCUUCAGCACAGCAGAGAGGAAGAGGAGGCCGCACGGAGACCGCAAGUCCACCGAGAUGAGCCUCCACCUUAAGCAGACUUUCGAGGCGGCUGUGUUGACCCAGCUCUACCCGCGGUCUCAAAUAGACAUCUAUGUCAAGAUUCUGCAGUCAGAUGGAGGGAACUACAGCACGUGUGUAAAUGCUGCCACUCUGGCAAUAAUUGACGCCGGCAUCCCGAUGCGUGACUACGUGUGCGCCUGCACCGUGGGGUUUGUGGACGAGACGCCCCUCGCUGACCUUAGCUAUGCAGAGGAAAGUGGAGGAGUGAGCUCUUUGGCCUUGGCGCUGCUUCCCCGCGGAGGACAGAUCGCUCUGCUGCAGAUGGACGCCAAACUGCAUCAGGAUCACCUCGAGACGCUGAUCGAAGCCGCAAUGACUGCUUGUAAAGGAGUGAGCAAGGUCCUGGAUGAGGUUGUGAGGCAACAUCUUCAGGAAAUCUCAGUGCCGAGCGGAGAGUGAUGUGGGACGAAGGAGGGGAACUGUGGACUGUGGUUCUGAGUGCAGCCUGAAAGUGUUUUUGAUGGUGGAGAAUCUUUUUUGUUUUACUUUGCAUUCGUUGCAAUUAUUGUAUACUUUUGUAUAAAUGCGUUGACCCUAACAAUAAAUAUAUGAAUCCUC
Molecule: messenger RNA, 942 nt
Organism: Mugil cephalus (flathead mullet)
Lineage: Eukaryota; Metazoa; Chordata; Actinopteri; Mugiliformes; Mugilidae
Gene: exosc4
Product: exosome component 4
Exons: 3
Coding region: 46-783 (245 amino acids)
Biological process (GO): poly(A)-dependent snoRNA 3'-end processing; U4 snRNA 3'-end processing; nuclear mRNA surveillance
Cellular component (GO): nuclear exosome (RNase complex); cytoplasmic exosome (RNase complex); nucleolus
Source: RefSeq, a predicted model, not a curated record